Lucilia sericata (common green bottle fly) is the source of this 690-nucleotide messenger RNA. RefSeq names its product 39S ribosomal protein L41, mitochondrial (gene mRpL41). Bases 111 to 611 code for a protein of 166 amino acids. Lineage: Eukaryota; Metazoa; Arthropoda; Insecta; Diptera; Calliphoridae. Gene Ontology annotation, cellular component: mitochondrial large ribosomal subunit. The record is from RefSeq and is a predicted model, not a curated record. The transcript has a single exon. Gene Ontology annotation, molecular function: structural constituent of ribosome. Gene Ontology annotation, biological process: translation.
AUUGUGAUUGAUACAUAAAGUACUCUGUACAAUUUUUUUUCACCAACCAAAACACGCAAAUUGCCGUGUAGUUAUUUAAUAAUUUUCGAACAAUUUUUCACAUAAAAACUAUGCAAAACUGUAAACAACUUCUAACACUGGCCAUCAAAAGCCAACAACGUACCAUCUCCACUACAGCCGCGUUAGAAGGUAAACGUAAUUUCCGUAAAUUUUUGGUACACAAUAAACGCGGCACGCGUGUGGUCAAAGAAGCUCAGCGCACACAACUCAACCCGGCGGUACCCAUCGACAAAAGAGGUGUACGUGAUACGGGUAUGAUAGUAAAUGGUAAAUAUGUGGAGAUUCCAGAAAAGAUUCCCGAGUUAAUAGUGCCCAACUUGGACGACUGUAAAUUAAAGCCAUAUGUCUCUUAUAAGGCGGCAGAUGUCAUACAAUCGGAAUUCACCAGUUUGGAUUUGUUUAAUGCUGUGUAUUCUAAGAAAGUUAUACAAGAUUUUAAAGAGGGUAAACUUAAGGAUGAUGGUACGCCGGUAGAGCCCUCAGAAAAUGAAUUACUAACCGCUGAAGAGGCUUUGCAAAGAGCACGUAAAACCGGCUCGGAUAUAUUUUAAAUAUUAAGUUUGUUGUUGAUUGAUUUGAAAUAAAUUUAAAUGAUAAAAUUACAAAAACUUACCAAAUCCCUUAGGAAGU